AUGGCCUCACUUUCGAGCCCAACCCAACCACCCCCACCACCGUUUAAGCGGCCACCGGUUACCAAACCGGUAACUGUACGGUCCAAAACCACACUCAGUCCCCAACCUCCUCCUCCUUCAAACAAAACACACUCACUAACAGUGACACAGAGAAGCCGAAGCAAAAUACUAGACAUUCAGAAGCUGAAAGAUAAGGAGGCCAAGGAGAGAAAAGAGGAGACCAACAAGAAAAUAGCUUCCCGGAAAGCAAUCUCGGUCAUACUGCGAAGAGAAGCUACCAAAGAUCUGAUCGAGAAGAAGAAAGGUUCCAAGAGGCUGCUUCCUAGGACCGUGCUCGAAGCCAUCCAUGAAAGAAUCACUGCUUUGCGUUGGGAGUCCGCUCUCAAGGUUUUUGAACUACUACAUGAGCAGCAGUGGUACCGGCCCAAUGCUGCUUUAUAUGUUAAGCUAAUCGUCAUGCUUGGAAAAUGUAAGCAACCAGAAAAAGCCCACGAGCUGUUUCAAGCUAUGAUUGACGAAGGCUGUGCUGUCAACCAUGAAUCUUACACUGCUCUUGUAUCUGCCUAUGGUAGGAGCAGCCUCUUUGACAAAGCAUUUUCCCUCCUUGAGCAGAUGAAGAAUACUCCUGACUGCCAGCCUGACGUCCAUACUUAUUCAAUCCUUAUAAAAUCAUGCCUGCAGGUUUUUGCAUACGAAAAAGUGCAGGCUCUGCUUUCGGAUAUGGAGAGUCAGGGGAUAAGACCCAACACCAUUACAUAUAAUACCCUCAUCGAUGCCUAUGGGAAAUCUAAAAAAUUUGCAGAGAUGGAAUCGACACUUCUGGAAAUGCUUGGCGAACAGGAUUGUGAGCCUGAUGUUUGGACCAUGAAUUCCAUACUGAGAGCCUUUGGCAACAGCGGGCAAAUAGAAACAAUGGAAAAGUGUUUUGAGAAGUUUCAGAGUGCGGGUAUCCAAGCCAACAUCAUGACUUUCAACAUUCUUCUAGAUUCCUAUGGAAAAGCUGGGAAUUAUGAGAAAAUGAGUGCUGUGAUGGAGUACAUGCAGAAAUACCAUUACUCAUGGACGAUCGUGACAUACAAUGUGGUGAUAGAUGCAUUUGGGAGGGCCGGGGAUUUAAAACAAAUGGAGUAUCUGUUUAGGCUAAUGCGGUCAGAGAGGAUGAAGCCAAGCUGUGUCACACUUUGCUCACUCGUAAGGGCAUAUGGGCUAGCAGGUUUGCCUGAAAAAAUUGAUGGUGUUUUACGAUUUGUGGAGAAUUCAGACGUGAUGCUUGAUAUUGUGUUUUUCAAUUGUCUGGUUGAUGCUUAUGGGAGGAUGGGAUGCUUCGCAGAAAUGAAGGGGGUGCUUGAGAUAAUGGAGCAAAAAGGAUGCAGGCCUGACAAGGUUACUUAUAGAACUAUGAUUAAAGCUUAUUCAGCCAACAAGAUGAUUGGCCAUGUGAAGGAACUCCGUGAACUUAUGGAAUCAACAGAAGGAAGUCAGAAGCCUUGGUUGCACAGAGAAAAGCCUGACUUUCGAUAA
Prunus armeniaca (apricot) is the source of this 1521-nucleotide messenger RNA. The record is from the annotation of a GenBank genome assembly. Lineage: Eukaryota; Viridiplantae; Streptophyta; Magnoliopsida; Rosales; Rosaceae.